AUGCUUAAAAUGACCUAUCUCAAGCUGCAGGAAGCUAUGAAAAAGCGGGAAAAGUUUACAAAGGAACACGAAGAGAUAUUGAGGGACAUCAAACAGGGUUUGUUACAGCUUGGAAAAGAGGGCAUUAGAGGACCAUUAUCUGGAGAUGACACGUAUAUGUACGAUGAAGAGGUACGCAUGCUAGCUCCAGUCCCGCAUUACGCAGACCCUCUUAACCGUCCCGCCCAUUGGUACGACGAACCACCGUACGAAUCGGACCCUGAAGACUUUCUCAUGGGUUGUAGCGAAGGACCAUCUGCCACCAUACAAAACGGAAGGGUGUGCUUCACGCUAAAUACUCGACAAGAUUCCAGAGGAGAAGGAGUAAUUUCGUUGAGAAGCGCGGGCGACAUUUCAUUGCCUAGGGAAUCGCAAGCUGGAUUGGGAAUUGCGCCCCGAAGAGGAUUGAUUCUUCCUUCGCAAGCUGGAUAUCCACCGGCAAUAAUUCCUUUAAGGUCUUCUAGGGAUAUCGAAAGUGGUGACUACGCUGGUUCCGACGUGCAAAGUGUUAGCUCGAGACUGUCGACGUUGUCCGUAGAUACCAGUAGAUCUGAACACCAUGAAUUAGGUCAAAUUAUUUCUCCCCAGUAUUAUACGCAAUUAGAAGGAAAAAUAAGACAUUUUAGGAAAAUUAGCGGGUAUUCUAGGAGCGAGGAUGGAAUGUCGCCUAGUCAAAGUUCAGAUUACGAAGAUCAAGAGGAUUUUAGUAAUUGUAGCCAGCAGAUAGCAACUGUACAUGUGGUGAGUUUUAAAUAA
Molecule: messenger RNA, 795 nt
Organism: Diabrotica balteata
Lineage: Eukaryota; Metazoa; Arthropoda; Insecta; Coleoptera; Chrysomelidae
Source: the annotation of a GenBank genome assembly